UGUGAGAGAGAGAGAGAGAGAGAGAGAGAGAGAGGGACAGAAAGAGUGGAGGGAGGGGCAGAGGACAGGAGAGGUGUGUGCAGUGGAGGCAGAGGGGUAGGAGGGAUGGGUUGUGAGGAGAGGCAGAAAAUCCUCAUCCUGUGGGGCUGCAAUGAGAGACCAGGAAAGAUAGGGGUACAGAGAGAGAGAGAGGAGAGAGAGCGAGAGAGCACCAGAGAGUGAGAAAGAGAACCGAGGGAGGGGAAAAAGAGAGAGCAGUUUGUAUCUGCAGCACUGCAAGGACAAACUGCUCAGACUGAGGAGAAGAGCAGAACACACUCCACACGCAGAAGCUGCCAGCCUGAGGAAAGCCCUGGUGCUUUGAAUACAAUACGAGCGCAAUAAUGCUAACAACGAUAAGAAGCUGAGACUGGGGAGAACACGCUGAGGCUGAAGGACUACAGCAUAACAGCAACUUCAGAUCAAAGAGGCGGGGAUCCCGGGCGAAGGGGGCUCGUGCCCAGAGGAGGACUGGACUGGAUAAGACUGUAAACUGUGCUGCACUGUUGUGAGCUUUGCUGUGCUUCAGUGCACAGUGUUAGUCUACUUCAGCACACCGUUGAGGGUUGUCCUGUGUGGCUCCCGUGUCGUAGAGCAGUACUGGGUUGUCGUGUGUUGUGCUGUACGUUGAUGUGUUAGAUUUAGCGUUGGUGUCGAAGCUCCUGACUGUGACUGUGACUGGGAAGGGACUGUGACUGAGACUGGAACCGGGACUGGGACUGGGACUGGGACUGUAACUGGGACCAUGAGCGGGAGCAAGAAGAGCGAGCUGGAGCUGAGGGACAAGGCCAUCCUCCACCAGCAGAGGCGGCUGAAGCAGGCCACGCAGUUCUCCCACAAGGACUCGGCUGACCUGCUGCCCCUGGACGGGCUCAAGAGGCUGGGCACCUCCAAAGACCUGCAGCCACACAGCAUCGUGCAGCGGCGCCUCCUGGAGGGCAACAUCACGCGGCUGCGCGGGGAGACCUGCGACGCCGCCACCAGGGUGCGCUCUCCCCUGGCGGACAGCAAGGAGGGCGGGGAGGCGGAGGAGAAGAGCGAGAGCACGGCCGAGGACUCCACGGAGGAGAGGGAGUCCCCGGAGGAGAGCGAGAGGAGCCUGAAGUCUGAGGAGGAGGAGGAGGAGGAGGAGGAGGAAGAGGAAGGGAAGAGGACGAGUGCCGAGGAGAAAGGCGUGGCGGGGAAGGGGUCGGAGGGGAAGCAGCCGGAGGACAGACUGGGAGUGGACGAGACCGACAGAGCCCUGACCCUGACGGCCUUGGUGGUACGAUGCAAGUGCUGUGAAGCAGAAGUGAAGGCCUCUAUCAACACUGGCUGCCAACAUAACAGCAUUUCCUCUUCCUGCUGCAGGAGACUCGGGCUGGUGCCCGCUCCAGAAGGGCAAGCUUAUGAGCAGACAGUGGGUCACCGCCCGGUCGGGAGCACCAGGCUGCCCCGCACGGUGGAGGGCUUGCAGCUGCAGCUGGGCAGGGAGAGGACGCAGUGCUCGGCCUGUGUUGUGGAAGACGAAGUGUUUGAGUUAACUCUUGGCCUCCAUACACUGCUGGAACUCAAAUGUUGUGUGGACCUCAGUAGCCGAGUUCUGAGGCUCGCUGCUUCAGGAGAGGAGCUGCCGUUCCUGGACAUGCAGACCGAGGUCCAGUUUCACCAUGACAACAACAAAAACACCACCAUGUGACCCCCUGUCGCACACUCUCUAUUUCUCUGUCGCUGGUGGCACUGCCCCCCCCCCCACUUCCUGUCUCACAUGGCCAGCUUGGUGGCGGUCAUCACUUUCUCUUCACGUGACACAAACAUGUUUGUUUCGCUAAGAUUAUUUAUGCUAUUUUCAUGUUUCUUAAAUUUCUUCUCGUCUGUCUUUUUCCUGUAUUAAACACGUUUCUAUUGGUGGAUGUGAUGGAGAGGUCAAGCGAGGAACAUUUUCUAUGUGUCAAUCUUUACAAAUGUGUAUUUAAAUGAAGAGAGCUCACUACUAGUAUUUUCUAAAAAGGUCUUUACUCAAUCUGUUCGUAUGCACGAUAAAAAUGUUGAUGCCUCAUAGCAGUCACACUCCUCUCUGUCUGUAUCUGCCUGUGUUUCUCAUGUCUGUGUCCUACACUCUCAAAAAGGUAUGAAAAGUGGCUAAAAAGGUACUAAAGCUUGUCGUUGGGGUGGUACCCCAUAACCCCAUAACGUAUACCCCUUGCCAUUGGACUAAUAAUAGAUUUGUUUUUGUUUGUAAAAGGUAGUUAUUUCUACAAAAAUGGCAGUAUUCUGGGAAAUGUGUUCCUUAAAGAACAAAUGUACCUCCACUGUUUUUUCAAAAGUUUAAGAGAUGUGCGGUGUGGCAAGGCUUUGUACCACUAGCAGGUGAAGGAAAGGAUGGAAAUAUUACAUGGUCUGUCCAAAUAAGAGCAGAAAUCAGAACAUCAGCUUGAUGAUAUCUAGUGUUUAAUAUCUCAGAUUAAAUAGGGGGCCUGUGUGUAGGUCUUUAGUAUUUGUGUCAGACUGUACAGUAAACAAACACAACAUUCCACAUCCUGUCACCAGUGCAAAAGAGCAGGUUCUGCAUGCUUUUUAAGGUUUGGGUGUCUGUUUGUAUGUGUGUGUGUGUGUGUGUGUGUGUGUGUGUGUGUAAGUGUGUGUGUGUGUGUG
Molecule: messenger RNA, 2673 nt
Organism: Conger conger (European conger)
Lineage: Eukaryota; Metazoa; Chordata; Actinopteri; Anguilliformes; Congridae
Gene: nrip2
Product: nuclear receptor interacting protein 2
Exons: 6
Coding region: 785-1717 (310 amino acids)
Biological process (GO): proteolysis
Molecular function (GO): aspartic-type endopeptidase activity
Source: RefSeq, a predicted model, not a curated record